CACCCCACUUCCGGCCUUCUCAACGAGCCGUCAAGCGGGCGGUAUACAUACAGAGUACUCUUUGGGACAAGACCGAACCUCUUCCUUCCGAACGACGAGAGUCUCCAGACAUCACUAACGUAGAAACGGACACCCGGUACAAGAUGCCAUCCAAUGUCAAGGGGCAGAGGACUUUCAUCAUAGGCGUGGGGUGCACGGCGUUCAUUAAGCCUCGGGGUCUGAGGACUACGGAAGAGAUGGGUCUGGAGGCUGCAACAAAGGCCCUCCUUGAUGCUGGUAUCACGUACGACGCCGUCCAAGCCGCCUACGUUGGUUACUGCUAUGGCGACUCGACCGCGGGUCAGCGGGCCUUGUACCAACUUGGAAUGACGGGUAUCCCGAUCACAAACGUCAACAACAACUGUUCGACCGGCAGCACAGCGUUAUACAAUGCCAACACGCUCGUGAAAUCAGGACUGUACGACUGUGCCCUUGCCCUGGGCUUCGAGCGCAUGGCCCGCGGCAGUCUAGGCUCGAAUUUCCCAGACAGAGAACCGCCUACGGCAGUCUUCAACACUGCGUCCAUCGAGCUUGAGGAGACGUUGAGCUCAGGGAAAAAUCAUGGUCCGGGUGCCCCUCGUAUGUUCUCCAACGGCGGUCAGGAGUAUUUUGACAAGUUCGGGGGGAACAUCAACCACCUUGCGCAAAUCGCUAGCAAGAAUCACAAGCACUCCGUCAAUAAUCCGUACUCCCAGUUCCGAGAUGGUUGGUCGGUCGAGCAAGUCCUCGCGGCGCCGAAAAUCACCGAGCAGUUGACCAAGUUCAUGUGUAGUCCUACAUCGGACGGCGGCGCUUGUUGCAUCGUGGCGUCCGAGGACUUUGUCCAUCAGCAUGGCCUGGAGAACCAAGCCAUAGAGAUCGUCAGCCAGGCAUUGACGACCGACGAUCCGUCCACCUUCGAAACUCGCAGCGCUAUGAAUGUCGUUGGCUACACCAUGUCCAAGAACUGCGCCGAUGAAGUGUUUGCCCAGGCCGGGUUCAAGGAUGGCGAAGGCCGUGAUCAAGUCGGCGUCGUUGAGCUGCAUGACUGCUUCGCCGCGAACGAGCUUCUCACAUACGAUGCUCUUGGCCUCUGUGAGCAUGGCCAAGCACACAAGAUGGUGGAACGGGGAGAUAAUACGUACGGAGGCAAGUACGUAAUCAAUCCAAGCGGUGGAUUGGAAGCGAAGGGCCACCCUUUGGGCGCCACAGGUCUCGGCAUGCACUUCUACAUUACCAUGCAACUCCGCCAAUGGGCUGGUCCGAUGCAGGCACCCGGCCUGUUCGACGUUUCAGACAAGCGUGGCAAGUUCGGACUUAUUCACAACAUCGGGUUGGGCGGUGCGGUUGUGUGCAGCCUGCUGCGUAGACCUGAGUUCUAUAAAGAAGGCGGGGAAGACGGGCGGAAGAGGCUUGGCUAUAACCACGGACACGAAUAUCGGCCAAUCACCCGCGAGGACGUCGAUAAGGUCAAGGCGCAGAUGAAUUCGCCGUAUAUCCUGCAACGGGCGAAGCUGUGAACGACGCCUUGGCCGCUCUCUACAGUAAUAACUAUGAACUGCUGCGCUUCUAAGGAGUUUUUUUUCCAGUGUCAGGUGUAAGAUAUGAAUUGUAGUCCCGAUCUUGAAACUUCUAUACGCAGUUGCAGAGCUUUAUUCACGAUUUCGCUUCUUCGCACCGUUGGUGGAAUAACCAAGACAUCCUAGGCCGGGGAAACAGAGCUUUCCGCAGCCACGGCGAUUGAAUGACUUGCUACAGGUUUCCACGGACGAGCGUCACCUUGUCUUUGGUUCCCAGUUCUGCGAAUAACUCGUGAGAGCACGAACACUCGGCACUGCCCUUAUCUCAUACAGUUUUCGACCUGCGUGGUGCUUCAAUGAUCGCUUGUUUAGGAAUGACAAUUAAUCCAAGAAAAGUCUUGCCACGCAUCGACUCUUUCCCAAUGCUCCCUAGGAUGCAUCUGGUGUCUGUUUACAAGCGAUUCUUAGCAAUGGGAUAAUCG
Molecule: messenger RNA, 2020 nt
Organism: Dichomitus squalens LYAD-421 SS1
Lineage: Eukaryota; Fungi; Basidiomycota; Agaricomycetes; Polyporales; Polyporaceae
Product: thiolase-like protein
Exons: 13
Coding region: 144-1538 (464 amino acids)
Molecular function (GO): acyltransferase activity, transferring groups other than amino-acyl groups
Source: RefSeq, a predicted model, not a curated record